Molecule: messenger RNA, 273 nt
Organism: Geodia barretti
Lineage: Eukaryota; Metazoa; Porifera; Demospongiae; Tetractinellida; Geodiidae
Source: the annotation of a GenBank genome assembly
AUGGAAAUCCUUUCGGCACUGUUGAGUCUACCGCUGGCCCAGAUUGAAGCCGACGCAGCCAAGCUGCUGGGCGCCGGGAUCGCCAUCGGCUUGGGGCUGAUCGGCCCGGGCAUCGGCAUCGGUAUCCUGGGCGCCGCCGCAAUGAGCGCCAUCGGCCGCAACCCGGAGGCCACCGGCAACAUACAGACCAACAUGAUUCUUGGCAUCGCGUUUGCUGAGGCGCUGGGCAUUUACGCCCUGGUGGCCGCGAUCAUGAUCGGCUUCAUUUUCUAA